CUAUGGACAGAGUAGAUGCUAUUAAACAUGUAAUCCUAUGUUUUCUGUGAAAAAUUUCUAAAUCAACAGAUGCCAAAUGUUGUAUCAGAAUGGGGCAGUCUUGCCUCCUAAUUAUGGUCCUGUACUGGCGGCUCAUUGUCUCUAACACUAAGAACUGCUUAGUUACACACACACAAAAGGGAGCAAAUGUGAGCACAAAGGAGAAAAAUCAACCCUGCUUCUGGCAGAUUGAGGUGCUGUGCUGUCCUGAUGGGGCAUGCUGUGUUUCUAUUGUGGUUCAUGAAUCUAUCAUCUUCCUUCCUUCCAUCCUUCCUUCUUUUAUAAAGUUGACAUCAAACCAUCUUGUAAGACUAAAAUAAGUCUUUUCUUGAAUUAUUAAAAUCUGCCCAGUGGCGCUACAUGGCUGGAGGUGACUUUGGGACCUUUUCAGCAUUGUUUCCAGAGCCCCACUGGAGGUGCAGUCAUUCUCGUCACUUUUGAGACACACCUAGCCUUUGGCCUGGUGAAGUUACUCAACUUCACUGCUGAUUUUGUCAGAGUUGGCUCUGGAGACCAUUUCCAUGUUUCAAGCACUAAGCCCACCCCCAAGGCCACAGACCGCUGCUUUUGAAAAGCAGCAAAAGGUCACAGGCUCUUUAGGGGACUCCCCGAGGAGCUCACAGUCACCAAGUCACCUCAUACUUCAUUUUUGGGCUGGAUGCUGAACUCUGCUCCCGUAAGUAAGCUCCGCUCCCAGGAGCAGGCUCAAGCUAGAUCUGGGUGUCAUGUUUCUGUCUCUUUGGUUUGAGCUCCCAGGAGCUCAGAGCUUCCCCCCUGAGUGUCCUGAUGCCUUGUCCUGGCAGUGUUUGUCAUUCCACAUCUCCUGUGUGCCUCUCCUUGAUCCUCCCUACAGUGGAACCCCUUGUGACUUAUAUCCUGGCCAACCAUCUGAUAGUCAGUGGAGAGCAGCCACCUCUCUCCUCCUCAUCCCUUAUUUUGGCCCUAGUAGGUGCAGAGUUCAUGUCUCUCUGAGACCACUUACAAGUGAUGGGGCUUGAGCUUAGCAGAUGACACACUUCAACCAUGCCCAUCAAACCUGUUUCAUGCGUUGCUUUGGACUCCAAAGUGUUCCCCCUCUUCUUCACUUCCCAAGUCCAAGCCCACUGCUUUGCAGAAUUGGGGUUUCAUGAAGCUAAACUCCUCAAAAGCUGCAGAAGAAGCAAGUGCUACCGUCUCCUCCUCCGGUGGUAGAGGCUGAUUUCAGGGCAAAGGAGAGCCUGGUGAAUAAGAAUGGCCAAGGAAGGUUCUGUGACAUAUGUGGAGUUUGCCCUGGGUCUUGGCGAGCAGGAGGUCUCAGGCAGAAGCAUGACACACAGUGUGCGUCUGAGAGGGUAGUUAAGGAGAGAGACAAGUGAUGAGGACAUUAUGACGUUGUUACCCCAAACUUUGAUUCACAUCUCUGUCACACGGGGAACUCUAAACUCUCUUGGUGGUUGGCACCCCAAAGUGAGUCAGGGAUCAAUGCUUUUUUACUUUAAUUAAUUAAUAUUAUUGUGUGUUUGUGUAUGUGUGAAGUGUGUAUGGGGGCACACAUGUCAGAGGCCAGAGGUCAGAGGACAACUUUGCGGAGUCAGCAAGUCCUUCCCAGGGACUGAACUUAGGCCACGAGGCUUGCAAGGCAAGUGCCUUUAACUGCUGAGCCAUGGGUCAGCCCUGUCAGUGUUUAACUUUAAAGAUCCUCACAUAACUCCAUUGCAUAGCAGAGUUUGGAAACUAUUUCUCUGCAUUGAUUUUUUUUUCAAGUACCUGAAGCACCUCAGGAAGAUGCGCAAAGAAACAGUUAAACAAUGGAUGACCAGAAAGGAGAGUCCAAGUUGCCUGGGAAACAGAAAGGCUCAUUCCAGUGACCAGGUCAUUCCAGUGACCAGGUCAUUCCAGUGACCAGGUCAUUCCAGUGACCAGGGAGACUGGGAAGAGUAUUGGGUGACUACUCGCAAAAUAUAUUAUGUACUUACAUGAAAAUAGCCUUGUGUGACCUUAUGUGAUGAAAUAACAAACAAAAAGCAAAAGAAAAAAAAAAAAGAAUUCCUUCUAAAACGAUGACUGAUUCUGUGAUGGCUCAUGAUUGAGAGAAAGAAGAGGAGGAGGAAGAAAGGAAGCCUGGCGCUUCAUUUUUAGUUACUUGGGAGGUUGAGGCAGGAGGAUUACCUGAGUCCAGGAGUUCAAGUCCAUCCUGGGCAACAAAGUGAUAUGCUGUCUAAUAAAACCCAAAUAAGGCAAGACAAAUGAAUUCAACCUAAAUCACUUAAAAGAGAAAAAAAUUAGGAAGGAGGGAAGGAGGGAAGGGCUACGGUUGGAGGUGAACAAGAUGAAGCCAAGGACUGAUGUCAGUUCCUAGGAAGCACAUACUGUGAGCUGCUGUGCGGCGGCAAAGCCCUGCUAGCUGGUAGCUGAACAAAGAGAACAACUGUGGAAUCACAGGGCAGGAAGUGGGCACCCAAGAAAGUCUCCAACCCUUUCUUCAUCGGGGGGCAGGGUGAUGCUGGGCUGUGGACAGGGCUUUCAACAGUGUCCCUAUAAUCACAUGAACCAUUUGCUAAAACAUCCCUUAAUGUUGGCUGCAGUGGUCACCCAAGGGCAGAGUUCGCUGUGUAUAGCAAGAUCUAAUGGACUUUUGAGGUCUUGAUGUUUGUCUGUAGCUAAUUUAAAAAUUCCCCCAACCUUCUGGUUUAUGCUAAUGAAUCAGAGUUGUUGGCCUACAGCUGGAGUGUUUGCAUUUUGUUCCUUUUUUGAAAUCACAAGGUCAUCUGCUGUGGCUUGCACUCUGAAGGUGGGAUUGCCUGGGCUUAGCCACAGGGCCAUCUUCUGGCAGGGUCAUUACUCCUUGGACUUGUCCAUUGAUUUGGGGACCUGAGAGGGGCUGUUUUGGACCGUUGCAUAGAAAGAGAGGCUUUGCCCCCAUUCCCCUUCCUCCUCCAUACCCAGGCAGUUGAGAAAUGCUGAUCCAACCAGGCUGAUCUUUGCCUUGGAGCCAGAGCCUAGUGAGUGGGCCUGCCGGGCCCCACCCCUGCGGAGUUAGUUCUGUUUGGCAAGUAGUCCAAAAUGGGCCAUUGGUCAUGUCGGGAUGUGAACUAGCUUGACAGAGAACCAUCAGGGUGGCUUUGGGGUGUUGUGUGGCUGCUGGGACAGCCCCUGCAGGCAUUCUCACUUACCUGCUUGGUCCUGGAGUGGUGGCAGUGUGUGUGCUUGGUAGCUGGCAAGAGGGGUCUGCAGCUGGGUGUUUGGGGCCUUUGAUGUCAUCUCCUCUACGCUCAGGUUCUGUUGCAUAACGUGUGACUUUUAGGAUGGAGGUAAAUUUGAAGCUGGGUUGCAAUGUGACCUUUAUGUAGGGCUUGCUUGUGUGUGACUGCUAGUGGGUGUCCGAGACACAUACACACACAGGCACGGGCUGAUUCUCAGGAAUAGAACUGCCUGGGGUGUGAAGGAACCCACAUCGAGAACCCAUGUGGCAGGUAGUGAUCCAGCUGCCCAGGAGGGCUCUGGGCUGGGGAGUGUAUCUGUGGGGUCUCUUCCUCCAUUUGCUGUUUCUGGGAUUUGGGGCUCCUCUGCUUUUCCUCCUCAUGCUUCUCCGAGUGUUCUCUCUGGCUGCACAGAAUGGGGCCCAGGUUGUGUUUAUGGCUGCUCGUUCUGUGGCCCUCAGGGCACAGGUCUGUAGCGUUUAUGUCUUCCUUCAGGGGGGUGCUUGGCUUGCCCAGCUGGUAGGGAGUUGGGUGACCCUGCUCAUAAGGCUCUUUGGUGGCAUGCUAGAGACUCUGACGCAUAUCCCAUUAAUCCUACUGUGUGAGCAGGCUGCUAGGUGGCUGGUACAGGCAGUUGUGUGGGCAACUAGAGGCCUGGCUCGGGUAUGGGGCAUGGCAAUGUUUGUCCAGCUGUGUGCCCACUCGUUCUUCAUUGGCAUGUGCCUGUGUCUGCACAUCUGCUUUUCCACCAUCAGCUCCAAGGUCCAUGUGAGAGUGCAUAUGCCCUUCUGUCUCUCACUGCCUGUGAGAGUCCAUGUACCCCUGAACCUGGGCAUCAGAAUGAGGCUUCAGGGUGGGAGACCCGGGAGUGCAGCGGUGGAGGUAGGGAGACCUCAAGGGGAGACUCCGCAGGAACAACAGCCCUGCAGGACCAGGAACCUCAGGCCUACAAGGAGAAGGGAGGUGUCACGGAACAGGAGUGAGCCCAGACCAGGUGGGUAAGUGAAGGGACCUCUGUCCUCAGCCUUGGGGACCGCGAUUCCUCUCUCUGGUCAGCAGGCCAGGCUUAGAGCUGCUUUGCUUCUCAUCCCAGUCAGUCCCCUGCAGCUGACCUCCUCUUUCCCUCUGGGGAGGUGGUGGUACCUGGGGAAGAUCCAGGCAGAAAGACCCAGGAAGCUUCUAGUUUUGGCCAUUUAUCCAAAAGACAAUAUAGCUCUU
Molecule: messenger RNA, 4436 nt
Organism: Mus pahari (shrew mouse)
Lineage: Eukaryota; Metazoa; Chordata; Mammalia; Rodentia; Muridae
Exons: 1
Coding region: 3483-4220 (245 amino acids)
Source: RefSeq, a predicted model, not a curated record